GUGUCAUAGUUUGUCAACACCGGAACACUUGAACACGGUUCGCAAUAUAAUAAAAAACAGUUAGCAUACAUGUAAAUACAAUGCGACAAGAUCAGUUUCUGAUAAUUCUCAAGCUGGCCAUACAAAAUGGUCGAAAGCACAGGCAUCACAUGACGUCCGAAGAAGGGGCCAGAGCUGUUAUAUAAUCAGGGGCUAAUCCAGAACGGGACCCGAAUGUAACAAUGAAGGUGGAUGAAAUGACCUGCGGCCAUCGUUGGCCCCGCGAGGCUCAAACAGUCACAGCCUCGAGCUGCCACUCGCUUGGAGAGGAUGCAGGGGUUGUCGUUAUAAACCUAUGAUCCCCCCCUAGACCUCUCUUAUCUGCUUCAAAAUUUUCUUUGCCCUUCCCAAGUGAACAGGCCCAACGCGCCAACUUCCAAUUGUUCCUGGUCGCGGUUCCUGAAUGCGGAGUUGCCAAGUUUCCUAAUCCGGUCAUCCAUUUGAGUCCGGAUAUUUACCGUCAUUCGUCAUUCUUAAUUUCCUGCCUGUUAGUGACAUUGUACUAUUCCCUGGCGACCAUAUAGAGAGCGAUUUGGACAGAAUGGCAGAAGAGACACAGGUGCUUUCUAUCCAGCAACGGAUCGCCGCCCUGAAUCAGGCGCAGGCUGGACAAAGCCCCCCGGCAGCGUCGCCGUUACUCGGGGCGCAACCAACCCCUUUCGCAUCGCGUCCUGCCCCUUCGCGACAGCAAACGAUCAAUAAUCCUCCAGUCAAUUCUCAUGGCUUUCCCGGUGAUAGUUCACCGGAUAGAAACGAGUCAACGGGGGCCCAACAAAAACCUGUGCCCAGGCCACCACCAACACCUGUCCAGAAACCAAGGGCCCCUCCACCGCUGCCGGUUCGAAAAGCGUCAACCGAAUCGGCACCAGCGCUACCACCGCGAAGACCGUCAGGGUUCUCUCGAAAGGAAUCCAGGGAGUCCCUAGGCUCGGAUGUCUCCCAUUCAACCUCUACGAGUGCGGGAAGGGCUACAAUAGCAUCGACUACAUCUAAUAACUCGGAUACCAUUCGCAGCGUACGUGCACCUGCCUGGGGUGCAAAGUUACCUCCAUUGCCGCCGAAAAAGCAAGAGACGAAGACUGUUCAGCCACCCUCACGGCCGAGGCCGUCGCCCGCAAACAGCAGCAGAAGCCUCUCGCAGGGUCGUCCCGCACUACCCCCUCGGCGGGAGUCGACCAACAGCACAUCAACUAACGGGGGCCGCUCUACGUCUCGGCCUCCACCACCAUUACCUUCUAGGAUAAAUAGCGAUAAGUCACCCGGACCAAGUGCGGAUAUCGAUGGCAAGCCAUCAAUGAGAAAACUGCCUCCGCCGCCCCCUUCGAGUGCUGCCCUGGAGAAGAUUCAAAGUUCAGGGCUUGUAGGGAUAAAUCGGAACACUGAGAGCUCCGGGCAAGGGAUGAAUAGUGGUGUACAAGAAGCGCAGCCGAACGGGGUGCCACCUCCGGUUCCCAGAGCGACACGUCCAGAUGUCGAUCUCGCCAAACUUCAGGCGACUAAACCUCGCCUUUGUAAAACCGCGCAUUCAGCUACGGCACUGAGCACUAUGUGCUUGAAGUGUCGUGAUUUCUCGGCGCCUGAUGCCCACGCAGCGCGAUAUCCUCGCGAAUCUCUGCCAUCUUACGAUCUGGCAUGGCUGGCAACGGAACUGACAGCGCCGUUUCCUUCGCCCACUGAUAAAGCGAGAGCUUUGUUCACUUGGUUCCAUCACAAUAUAGAAUACGAUGUGCAUUCCUUCUUUAACAAAUGUGUAAAACCUUCCACGCCAGCCGGGACUCUAGCGUCAGGACUGGCGGUGUGUGAGGGAUACGCCAGCCUGUUUGCCGCUCUGGCAACUCACGCUGGGCUCGAGGCAGUAGUAGUCGCUGGUCACGGUAAGGGAUACGGCUAUGAUGCUCCUGCCCCGGGCUCCCCUAUACCCCCUGUCUCGGCAACCGGACAUGCGUGGAGUGCAGUGAGAAUUGAUAAUGGACAGUGGAAGCUAUUGGACGCUUGUUGGGGUGCGGGUGUAGUUCAGGGCCCUGGUCGCCCUUACAAGAAGCAUUUCAGCCCUGCCAUGUUCACCGACUCGAAUGACGAGUUCGGGCUCCGACAUUUCCCUUCCAACCGAUCUCACUUCUUCCGGGAUGAUGGCCGGCCCGAGAUCUCUUGGGAGGAGUACAUCUUGGGCAACCCGAACUCACCAUUGAGCGCCGAGCAGCCGACGAUCUUUGGUGACGCAAAAAAUCACAGCAUAGGUGAACGGUCAUUCCGUCCGGCGGCCAAGCAAAUCUCUAUCCAUGACCCCAGCCCGCUCCGGUUCCAGUUCAAUCUCAUCUGCGAACACUGGACCCUGGAGCAUCACACCCGAGCCAAGCCUGGGCUUUUCUUGCUGAUGGUUCACGGCCUCGACGGUCGGCAAGAGGACCGUCUGCCCUUCACCCAUGUCCGGGGCUCGGGACCGGGGGGAGGUGGGGACUUCUGGUAUGUCGAUGUACCGAAUGCCAAGAUGCUGGGCGCACCCGGCCAGAAGCUAGCCAUCGCCGUACUUACCAGCUUCGGGGAUCGAAAGGACGCACGGGGCGUCACCGCGGAAGAAUAUCGGCAGCAAGUCGGUCGGGUAGGCAUGGCGUGGGCUUACAUUGCGGAGUGGCAGCUGGUGUGAUUUAGCGUGCAGCCCUAACGGUCUUGCGGGCUUGAAAUUAGGCGCCGCUUGGCUUCUCUCAUGGCGACGUCCCUAUUGGUUCUGAAUUUCCCUAAUACCCGAUCCCUCAUACUUGAAGCUUCUUCCGCAACAGCAGGGAUCAUGAUAUUUGCUUAGCAUAAGACACACUAAUGAUAAUGAAUGAUGCUUCUUCCGUAAUCCCGAACGAAGCAUGAAUCCAGGAGGGAAUCCGACUAUCACCCCGUAGCAAGAUGCACUAGAAAUGAACGGCAUAUCACACUGUAAUGACCAUGUGCUCUGUGAUCGAGUACAUCUCCAGAGCCUCCUCGUGGAACAAACCGAAUUAGGGCACUGAACGGGAAAACAUGAAAACCACACUAACCCUACGGACGGCAGUACCAAGGCUAAAUAGCCAUGGAUUGAUUCUUUACGUUGACCCAGGACCCCAGUUAUUAGUCAAGGCUGAAUCAGGCAUUA
Molecule: messenger RNA, 3160 nt
Organism: Aspergillus pseudonomiae
Lineage: Eukaryota; Fungi; Ascomycota; Eurotiomycetes; Eurotiales; Aspergillaceae
Exons: 1
Coding region: 581-2683 (700 amino acids)
Source: RefSeq, a predicted model, not a curated record